Molecule: messenger RNA, 591 nt
Organism: Suillus bovinus
Lineage: Eukaryota; Fungi; Basidiomycota; Agaricomycetes; Boletales; Suillaceae
Exons: 5
Coding region: 1-591 (196 amino acids)
Source: RefSeq, a predicted model, not a curated record
AUGCUGAGUCACAAUGCGAACACGGCAAAAGCUGGCCGUCAGACUAGACCAGCGUACGUCCUUCAAGCGUAUAAAGCCAGCCAGAAAAUUCAGCUCAAAGGCAUCAGACACCACUCACCUGUUUCUGAACCUCCUCACAUAAACAAGAUGCAUGCUUCUUUCUUCACCGCUAGACUGGUUGCGCUUGCCGCCAUUGUCUUAGUUGUUUCUGCUAAGGCAAAACGUCUAGAUCUCCUCCCUGCUGAUUGUACCCGUCAGGUUACUGUCAAAGCUGGAGAUACAUGUGACAAAAUCUCCGCAGAAUACGGCGUUUCCACAUACCAGCUGGCGGCAGUUAACAAAGAUAUCGUUACCCCCGAUUGUUCUAAUUUGUUUGCCGGUCAAAAUUUAUGCAUUGCAGUAAAAGACCAGGAUUGCAAGGUUACCCAUGUUGUGAAGGCCGGAGAAACGUGCAAAAGCGUUGCCGAUAAGGCUGGUGCCUCGUACAUCACGUUGCUCGCGAACAACCCGAACGUGGGCUCCGACUGCGCCAAGUUGUACCCUGGCGAGGUUCUCUGCACUGCGAAACAGAUCUAUGUGAACACUGCCUGA